Molecule: messenger RNA, 909 nt
Organism: Caenorhabditis briggsae
Lineage: Eukaryota; Metazoa; Nematoda; Chromadorea; Rhabditida; Rhabditidae
Gene: Cbr-nsy-4
Product: Protein CBR-NSY-4
Exons: 6
Coding region: 1-909 (302 amino acids)
Cellular component (GO): plasma membrane
Source: RefSeq, a predicted model, not a curated record
AUGUCCGACGCGAACGACAUCGGGAGAAAGGGAUCUCUCUUCCUGUCCAUCCUAUUCUCGUUCAUUGGAGCUGGCCUCUCAAUUGCCGCAAUUUUGACACCAUCUUGGCAAAUUGUCAAUUUGAGAGAGUACGGAUCGAUUCAUGAGCACGGACUCUGGCUGGAUUGCACAAGACACAGCAGAGAUGGGAAUCAUAUUUUGCAGAGAUACGCCACUGUCACUGAGCCCCUCCACUGUGUCUACAAGUUUGACUAUGACAAGUAUUCUGGAACUUUCGAACUGGAAGAUGACAAUAGUCCAGUUGGAGAGGUCAACAGGCAUAAAUUCUAUGGUUGGCACACAUCUACCAUGAUUCUUCUUGGAUUUGCUCUUCUCACCACGGGACUCUCCACUUUUAUUGGUGCCUGUGCUUGCUGUCACUCGUCUCUCGCUCUAUUCUUCACCAUAAUUACCCUGUUGACAACGCUUCUCUCCGCGAUCGCCGAAGGCAUCUUCUUCUUCUACUCUCAUCGUGCCGACAAUCGAUUCAUCAAAGGAAUCGUUGGAACGUAUGAACAACGUGUCGGAACUGCAUUCUUCCUUCAAAUGGCUGCUGCAUUCUGUCAUUUGAUUUCAUUCCUUAUCGCAAUGCUCUUCACCUACUUCUCAUUCGCUUCCGCUAAGGAUUCUGAUGGAUUCAGCAUUCAGAGAUCGUCCAGAACCAAUGUUACCAAUAUUGGGAGAUCAAUUGAGUUCGACGCUCCACUGAUGUACCCUCCACAGACGCCAGUUUCCGCAUUCAGAGCUAACUAUUUGGAUGAAAAACCAGUUAUUGCUGAAAGUAUGCCAGAGUUGGGACAGAGAGGCGCCUACCCAUCGAACGACUUCUUGGCGUCCAGAAUCCGUAGGAAAAGUGAAACAUGUGUUUAA